Messenger RNA from Lasiosphaeria miniovina, 1683 nucleotides. RefSeq lists its product as uncharacterized. The transcript has a single exon. The record is from RefSeq and is a predicted model, not a curated record. The coding region runs from base 1 to 1683 and encodes 560 amino acids. Lineage: Eukaryota; Fungi; Ascomycota; Sordariomycetes; Sordariales; Lasiosphaeriaceae.
AUGACAGAGCGGCGCAACGACACGCCCCUGCCCGUCACUGUCACGUUUGACAGUGACGUGGAAAUGGACGAGGGUGCCUCUCUGUCGCCUCCCUCUGCCGAUGCGACCCCGUCCCCGGCUCCUCUCCCUACCGCCCCGGCCCCGGCCCAGGCCCCGGCCCCUCUUCCUGCCCCUGGUUCUGCCCCCCGUUCUCGAUCCUGGCGCGUCUGUACCGGAUGGACGGUCCCAGGCGCCAAUACAAACAAGUGCGACAACUGUGCCAAACCUAAGAGCCAGAUCCCGAAUCUGCGCUGUGCCAACUGCCAUUUAAUUACGUACUGCCGCGACUGCACCGACAAGAUCGAGUCAAGCGAGCUCAGCGGCCCGCGUGGGCAUACGAUUACUCCGCUCGACUUUGAUCGGGCAUAUCCCGGGCAUAGGGAACGCAAUCGCGUGCGCCGUGGUCGCAUUGCGCGCACAGCUAGCACUCGGGUUGCUAGUACUCGGGUUGCUAGCACCUCAACCACUCGGGCUCGGGUCACCACCGGCGGCGCUGCCCCCCGUCUUCCGGCACCCCUUCCCACCGACGGCGCCGCCACUCGUCGUCCCUCGGCCACUGCUCGUGGUGGUGGUCGUCCUGUUGGUCGCGGCAGUAACCGCCUCUAUGCCGAUGCCCCUCGAACUGCGAGGCCUAUCCGGGGCAUGUCCCCUCCAGUUGUCGACUUGACUAGAUCGGCACCAGCACCUCUGGCUCUGGCUCGCGGUAGUGCGCCCUACGUUGAGGCUCAGGCCUCUGGAUCUUCGCGCCUGCCGCGCAACCCCGUCCGUGGACCUGGUCCGCGCAUAUCAUCGUCCUCGGCCUAUAAUAGGUCCAAUCUCGGCCACGAGUAUAUUCCCGAGGAGCCAGCUCGUCCACCCCGCGCCCCCGGUAAUGGCUAUAUUUCAGAGGAGCCUGUUAGUUCGCCGCGUGCUCCCGGCACCGGCAUUGGGCCUAGCAGGGUCCGAUUUUCAGGGGAGCCCGUCGUUUAUUUUCAAAACCCUCGGGAUAAUCGCGACUAUGUUGCGCGACAAAACGCGGCAAGCUUCCAGCCUGCGGGCACUCAGUCUCCGCGCUCCGGCCGCACCGCGUUGCCGGACAAUCGCCGACGUCACGAGCCUGUCGCCCAGGACAACCCUUUUGGGGACGUCGAAGAGGAGGAUGAUCUGUAUGGCGACGAUGACGUCGAGCAACCCCGAGACGUCAUAAUACGUAGGGGACACGACCUCCGUGGGGAGGAUUUCCAGCAGUUCCUCGAGGCCGACGAGGAACACGAGAAGCUCGAGCGUGAGCUCAAGGCUUUCAAGAAAGCUCUACCAGCUAGCUUGACCGAUGAAUACCGCGAGAAAGUGGUCAGCGAGAAGAAAAAGGAGCUCGCACAUCGGUUCAAGCACAAGGACAUAACCGGCCAGUGGCGCGUGCGCCAACACCAGGUCAAUAACCGGUCCAUGGAGUAUACCACCAUUCGCCCGACUUCGAAGGAGACGGACAAUGACUUUGAUGAGGCCGGCUAUGCCCACAUUGAUGGCAAGGCUGACGAGGCCUACGAUGGUGGAGAGGCUGACGAGGCCGACAUUGAUGGCGAGGCCGACGAGGUCUACGAUGAUGGCGAGGUCUUCGAGGGCGACGAGGAUCAAGAUGCCGAGUACGACGACGAGGAGGCUUAG